Molecule: messenger RNA, 833 nt
Organism: Annulohypoxylon truncatum
Lineage: Eukaryota; Fungi; Ascomycota; Sordariomycetes; Xylariales; Hypoxylaceae
Exons: 5
Coding region: 205-738 (177 amino acids)
Source: RefSeq, a predicted model, not a curated record
GUAGGCUUGGUGACCACCACCCUUCUCCUCUUCUCUCUUGUAAGCUUGGUGGCCACCUCCCUUCUCUUCCUCUCUUUUACCGGCCUGGUGUCCUCCUGCAGCGUGUUCCUCUCGCCUGUAAGCCUGGUGGCCGCCACCCUUCUCUUGCUCGCGCUUAUAGGCUUGGUGACCUCCACCCUUCUCCUCUUCCCUUUUAUAAGCUUGAUGGCCGCCUCCCUUCUCUUCUUCCCUCUUGUAGGCUUGGUGACCACCACCCUUCUGGUCCUCUCGCUUAUAGGCUUGGUGGCCACCUCCUUUCUCUUCUUCUCUCUUAUAGGCCUGGUGACCGCCACCUUUCUCUUCCUCCCUCUUGUAUGCUUGGUGACCGCCUCCCUUCUCUUCUUCUCUCUUGUAAGCCUGGUGGCCUCCCCCCUUCUCCUCCUCUCUUUUAUACGCCUGGUGACCACCACCCUUCUCUUCUUCCCUCUUGUAGGCUUGGUGGCCGCCGCCUUUCUCUUGCUCUCUCUUAUAAGCUUGGUGGCCGCCUCCCUUCUCUUCCUCCCGUUUAUAGGCUUGGUGGCCGCCGCCCUUCUCUUCUUCUCUCUUACCAGCCUGGUGGCCUCCUAUGGCGUGCUCCUCUCUCUUAUAGGCUUGGUGACCGCCUCCCUUCUCGAUGUCUCGUGGGUAGGCUGGGGCGGUUUCCCGUGCAUAUGGUGGUGCCGCAAGUGCCAAAGCUGGCAGAAGGGCGAUGAGGACUGAGGCACGCAUUUUGAAUGUGGUGCUUGAUAGUUCAGUUUUUGGAUUGGAAGAUAUAGAAGAGGUGGAAGAUAUAGAAGAUUGAUUGAUGUCUGAAG